GUAAAUUUCUUCAAAACUGGAACUAAACGGAAAACUAUGCAGGAACUAGCUGGAAGCUCCCCGUCAAUCAGUACGCACAUCCAAAACUCACCGUGGUUCUAACCAAAGCAUGCUCAAACACACCAAAUAAUGUUCCUCACAAAACCCCAGUUUCUGAAAACAUCAACAAUCCUCACCUCAAAACACCUCCCACACACACACUCACUCUUCUCCACACACUCUUCCCCUUUACAAGAACACCACCACCUCACUGACACAACCAACACAAACUGGACCAAGAAUAUCCACGACCUCUGCACCACUCACCGCGACGUCGACUCCGCUCUUCGCCUCCUCGACCACCUCCGCCUCCACAACUACCACCCCAACUCACUCAAUCUCAGCUCCAUCAUCCAUGCACUCUGUGAUGCUCAUCGCUUCUCAGAAGCCCAUCAAAGAUUUCUUAUGUUUAUUAGCUGCGCUCAUACUGUACCCGAUGAGCGUACUUGUAAUGUGAUCAUUGCCAGGUUGCUUAGUUAUCGCAACCCGGAAGCUACAUUGGUGGUUUUCAAUCGUUUGGGGGAGAUUAAGCCGCAUUUCGUGGCGUCUUUGUGUAAUUAUAAUCGGUUGAUUGAUCAGUUUUGUGGGGUCUUGAGGGUGCGUGAUGCGCAUAGGUUGGUUUUUGAGAUGAUUAGAAGAGGGCAUUCUCCGAAUGUGGUUUCGUAUACUAGUUUGAUUAAUGGGUACUGUAAGGUGGGGGAGAUUGGGGAUGCGUUUAAGGUGUUUGAUGAAAUGUGUGAGAAUGAUGUGAGGCCUAAUUCGCUUACGUACAGUGUUUUGAUUCGCGGGGUUUUUAGAAAGAGGGAUGUAGAUCAGGGGAGGGUGUUGAUGGGGAAGCUUUGGGGAGUGAUGGGGGAUGAGGACGAGGUUAGUGUUAAUAGUUUGGCGUUUGGGAAUUUGGUUGAGUGUUUGUGUAGUGAAGGGUUGUUUAGUGAGGUGUUUGAGAUUGCGGAAACUAUGCCCCAGGGGAAGAAUGUUUGUGAUGACUUUGCCUAUGGGGAGAUGAUCAAUACGCUUUGUAAGUAUGGGAAGUAUCAUGGGGCAUCAAGGAUUACUUAUAUAAUGAGGAAAAGAGGAUUUGUACCGAGCUUUGUUUCUUACAAUGCUAUUAUACACGGGCUUAGUAAAACGGGUGGAUGUAUGAGGGCUUAUCAGUUGUUGGAAGAGGGAAAUGGAGUUGGAUACGUGCCAUCGGAAUAUACUUAUAAAGUUUUGCUGGAGAGUCUUUGUCGAGAGUCUGAUAUUGGUAAGGCAAGGAAUGUGCUUGAGAUUAUGUUGAAAAAGGAAGGUGUUGAUGUCACUAGGAUUUACAAUAUAUAUCUGAGAGCCCUUUGCCUUGUGAAUAACCCGAGUGAGCUACUGAAUGUUCUUGUUUCUAUGCUCCAGACGGAGUGUAAGCCUGAUGUGAUUACCCUCAACACUGUAAUACAUGGUUUCUGCAAGAUGGAACAAAUUGAGGAGCCAUUACAAGUGUUGAGUGACAUGAUGGCGGGAAAGUUUUGCAGUCCUGAUGCUGUGACAUUUACCACAAUUAUAUGUGGUUUGUUACGUCUUGGCAGGACUGAAGAAGCUCUUGAUAUAUUACAUAAUGUUAUGCCUGAAAACGGUUUUGUACCAGGAGUUGUGACUUAUAAUGCAGUUCUUCGUGGAUUAUUUAAAUUAGACCGGACAAAAGAAGCAAUGGAUCUGUUUAACAGCAUGUCAACUGGCAGUGUAGCUGCUGAUAGUAUUACUUGGACAAUAGUAAUUGAGGGAUUGUUCAAAUCUAACCAAGUAGACGAGGCUAAGAGUUUCUGGGACGAUGUUGUGUGGCCAUCGAAGAUUCAUGAUAAUUUUGUCUAUUCGGCUAUCCUUAAAGGGCUUUGCAACGCUGGAAAGUUUGACGAGGCAUGUGACUUUCUAUAUGAGUUAGUUGAUGCCGGGGUUAAUCCAAAUGCUGUGAGCUACAAUAUUCUUAUGGAUGCUGCUUGUAAGUUGGGUAUGAAGAAAGAAGCAUACAGGAUUGUGGGAGAAAUGAAGAAGAAUGGAUUGACUCCAGAUGCAGUGUCAUGGAGGAUUCUUGAUAAAUUGCAUGGGAAUGUAAGAAGUAGAUCUUUUGUGGAGGAUUCAGGACUGCAAGAUAAGAUAAGAAUUAAGCUGUAAUGGCUCCAGAAGAAUCUUGGAUCACGACGAGAUCAAACGCGUCUUCGACCGCUUCGACACCAACAGUGACGGCCAGCUCUCCUCUGAUGAGCUAGCUGAAGUGCUCAAAAACCUUGGCACUGCCCCCUCACCCGAAGAAAUCGCGCGCAUGAUGGAGGA
Messenger RNA from Daucus carota subsp. sativus, 2340 nucleotides. RefSeq names its product pentatricopeptide repeat-containing protein At3g18020. NCBI's taxonomy places the organism in Eukaryota, Viridiplantae, Streptophyta, Magnoliopsida, Apiales, Apiaceae. Gene Ontology annotation, molecular function: protein binding. The coding region runs from base 130 to 2181 and encodes 683 amino acids. The record is from RefSeq and is a predicted model, not a curated record. The transcript has 2 exons.